This is a messenger RNA of Lecanosticta acicola, 2011 nucleotides long. The record is from the annotation of a GenBank genome assembly. NCBI's taxonomy places the organism in Eukaryota, Fungi, Ascomycota, Dothideomycetes, Mycosphaerellales, Mycosphaerellaceae.
AUGAGGCAGCUGUAUCCGACUACGUACCUUACGCUCCCAUCGCUCCUAUUCAAAUUUGCAGUGCAUCAACUAAUCAAACGCCAGACCAUCAAAUGCCUUGAGCCGUCGUACCGCUCUGAUCCUCUACGGCUCAGAGACCGGCAAUGCGCAAGAUGUAGCAUCAGAAAUCGCUCACUUGACCGAACGACUUCGCUUUGACACCACCGUACUCGAUCUAGAUUCCGUCCAAUUACGAGACGUAGUGAAACCAACCGCGGUGCUCUUCGCGAUAUCCACCACCGGCCAAGGUGAGAUGCCACAAAAUGCCCGCGCCUUUUGGAAGACGCUGCUGAGCAGCGCGCUUAAGCCUGGCAUUUUGAGGAAGCUUCGCUUUUCUUCUUUCGGUCUUGGCGAUAGCUCCUACGCGCAGUAUAAUGUCGCGCAUCGUUUGUUGCAAGGCAGAUUGCUCCAGCUGGGUGCGAAGACAUUCUGCGAGCGAGGUGAGGGCAAUGAACAGCAUCCAGAGGGCCACAGCGCUGGCUUUCGAGAAUGGAUAGUCCAGCUCAAAGGCAAGCUCUUGGAGACGUUCCCGCUGCCCGAUGGCUUGGAGCCCAUACCAGAAGACCUCUUUAUUGAACCUAAGUGGAAAUUGUCAGUUCUAGAUGGCUGCGCAUCAUCUAUCAAAGUCCAAGGGGCCCCAUCUAAGAGCCCCGAGGCGCUGAAGGAGACAGGCGAGCCGUCCACUGACCUAUUGCCUGUGAGGAACUCAUACAUUGCAACAUUAGAGCGUAACGAUCGCAUCACGCCGUCGAACCAUUUCCAAGACGUGAGGCUUCUGGAUUUGCGAGUUAAGGAGACAGUCACGUAUGGCCCAGGAGCAGUAGCUGUUAUAUAUCCCAAGAACUUUCCUGAAGAUGUCCAGGCAUUCAUCAAGCUCAUGCAGUGGGAGGACAUGGCCGACAUUCCGCUAAGCCUCAUCACCAGCAGUCAGAGGGAGGGAGAUGCGACAUCUACUCCCUCUCCGCUACGCCAUCUUGACCUAAGAAACAUUAAAAUUACUCUUAGAUGGCUUCUGGAGAAUGUCCUUGACAUCAUGUCGAUUCCUCGGAGGUCUUUCUUUGCUGGGUUGCUAUAUUUUGCCAGUGAUAAAACCGAGGAUGAGGCCUACCAGAAGGAAAGGUUGGCGGAGUUGGCGAACCCCGAAUUGAUCGACGAAUUGUGGGAUUACACCACGCGGCCCAAGCGCACGAUCCUAGAGGCGAUGAUGGACUUCACGCUCGUCAAAAUCCCGUGGCAGUAUGCGUUGACCGCUCUCCCAUUGAUCCGUGGACGUCAAUUCAGCAUCGCCAGUGGCGGAGCUCUGAGGACGGACGACAGCGGCAGAACAAGAAUCCAGCUCUUGAUCGCCAUUGUAGACCCGCCAAGCCCCAUCAUCAAAUGGCGGAGACGCUAUGGUGUGUGCACACGAUACGUCACCGCCUUGAAAGACCAACAGCAAAUAAACAUCGGAAUAGAGGCUGGCUAUCUCGAUGUGCAGCCCUCCGAGAUGGAAGCACCUGUCAUCAUGAUCGGGCCUGGGACCGGAUUGGCACCUAUGCGAUCCAUGAUUCAUCAGCGACUCUCGUGGGCUCACACACCUGGCGUUGCCAAGGCUGGGAAACCUCUCGAGGGCGACGUCCUGUUCUUUGGCUGUCGCAGCGAGCAUGCGGACUACUUUUUCCGAGAUGAGUGGAAGAAGUUUGCCGAGACUGAAGGCCUAGCUGUUCACACCGCUUUUUCAAGAGAUAAAGAUAAGCCGAAGCAGUAUGUGCAAGAUCAGAUCAGGGGUCAUGGAGCAUACAUGUGUGAUGCGCUUGUGAAGCAAAACGGGAAAAUAUAUGUAUGCGGGUCUUCUGGUAACAUGCCCAAGGGUGUGAGGCAAGCAGUCCUGGAUGCGAUGGUUGACCAUGGUGCGAUGCAGUCGAUGGAAGAAGCCGAAGCGUAUCUCGAUCUUAUGGAGAAAGGCGGAAGAUACAAGCAGGAAACUUGGUAG